AUGGCAAAGAAUUCAUCUCUCACGUCCGGUUCCAUCGUUCAAAUUCCAAAGGUCUAUCACUACGACCAAACACAUCAUGUUUUGAUUCUGCAAGACUGCGGUGACUUGCCAACACUCGAAUCGGUUCUUUUAAAUACGCCGCCUAGCAUUGAAGUAUCUGCACAAAUUGGGCAUGCAUUAGGAGAGUUUUUAGCAAAACUUCAUGUUUGGGGACGUGAAAAUGAAUAUAUGAAAAAAACGUUUGAAAAUUACAUAACGCCUGUGACCAUAUCUCUAUUUACAUCUUAUGGAAAAUCUGAUGCAACAGAGAAAGAAUUAGUACUAACAAAUGCGGAAAAGUUGGUUUUGAAUGAAAUUGUGACGUCAGUAAUCGAAUCUAUGCAGCAACGAGAAACAUUUACAAUGGGAGAAUUUUGGCGUGGAAACAUUCUAGUUGAUAUUGAUCCUGAUACAACUAUGCUUCGACAAAUAUAUAUCAUUGAUUGGGAAAUGGCUCGAUAUGGUCUACCAUCCCACGAUGUCGCUCAAUUUAUCCCAGAUUUCGUUAUGCCUCCUCGAUUUAAAUAUCAUCUAUCCUCCAACGCUCUCUUGUCGUCAUUUUUGCUAACCUAUAAAAAACUAUGUCACCUCGAUAAUCAAGAUAUUAAAACUGUGGCUACACACGUGGGUAUGCAUAUUUUUGUUUGGGCCAAUGGAUUCGCAUUGAAGUACGGAGAAGACAAAAAACAAUUUGUUGCAAUCGGUACUGAAUAUAUGAUGAAAGCGUGGGCUCAGGACUGGUCAUGGUUAGAAAGAAGUGUAAUCAAAGAUCUUUUUUAA
Molecule: messenger RNA, 819 nt
Organism: Didymodactylos carnosus
Lineage: Eukaryota; Metazoa; Rotifera; Eurotatoria; Philodinida; Philodinidae
Source: the annotation of a GenBank genome assembly